GUUACAAGGUCUCCGCGGAUCCUUAAAAAGUAUUAAAACGUCUUAAAUAAAAUAUACGUUUUUUAAGGUCUUAAUGUAUUAAAAUCAAAUUUUUGAAAAGUGGCAUUAAAUUUCAUCUGGGCAGAAUGAAAGAAAGAUAUCGGAAAAAACAAUUUUCCAUGCUAACGUAAUUUCACCAGCGCACGUCCCUGUCUAAAGACAGAAAAAAGUAAGUAGCGUGUGCCUAUAGCACAGGCAUCAUACUUCAUUUAGGGGGCAGUGUUUUCCCCGUAGGCCUGUCAUAGAAACAGACGAAGAAGUGUUUCAGCUAUGAGCGUGACAGACGCAAGCCAAGAUGGGGAAGUGUAGGUUUAAUGAUAACUGGCUCGAUGAUGAGAAAUAUCGCGGCUGGUUACAAAAAAUGUCGGAAUACGAAGUGCGGUGCAGACUUUGCAAAAAGAUGAUACAAUUGGGAACAAUGGGCUGCAGAGCCCUUGAUGCACAUAUGAAAGGGGAGAAGCACAAGCGCUAUGCCGACAGUCAGGCAUCAACUGUCCCCAUUCAGUUGUUUGCAGAAUCGGUAUCUACUUCAAAGGCUAACGUUACACCCGCGUUGGUGUCUUUGGGUCCCAGUACAAGUAAUGCCUUCGGUACAUUCUCCCCAACCACUACACUGAAGGCCGAAAUGCUGUGGGUUUUGCACACGAUUAGCCGACAUCACUCCUAUACGUCCAAUGAAGCACCGUCUUCAGGGCAAUGUUCCCUGACUCGGAAUGUGCAAAAACAUUUAGUUGUGGCAAGGACAAAACCUCUUAUCUUGCUUGAUUUGGACUUGUUCCGUACAUAAAAAGGGAACUUCUGUCAAGUGUGAAUCAAGGCAGCUUCGUUCUCAUGUUUGACGAAAGUAUGAAUAGGACCACCAAAAGCAAACAACUGGAUUUGCAUGUCAGGUAUUGGGCGAAUGACGAGAAUGGUUCUCGAGUGCAGUCCCGGUAUCUGGGAUCACAGUAUAUGGGUCACUCCACUGCUGAAGACUUACUGGAAAAGUUCAAGGAAUGUGCAAAGGAACUAAAUCUCAGGAAUAUGCUCUCCUUGUCAAUGGAUGGACCGUAUGUCAAUUGGAAAUUUGUGAAUCUCCUGCAAAAAGAGCAUGCUGAGCAAUUUGCUGGGACACAAAUUGAAAUUGUCUGAAGCUGUGGUUUACACACCCUUCAUAAUGCAUUUAAGGGUGGUUUUGAAUUGUGGAUGGUGGAAAAAGUGCUUAAAGCACUUCAUUUUCUCUUCCACUGCGCACCAGCCAGAAGAGAUUUCGCUUCUGCAACAGCAACCUCAAAAUUCCCCUUGCCUUUCUGUGGGCAUAGGUGGUUAGAAAAUUUGCCUGCUGUAGAAAGAGCUUUCGAAGUUUGGCCCGCCAUUGUGAAGUAUGUAGACCUUGUGAAGUCAAAGAAGGUGAAGAAUCCAGGGACAUCAUCAUUUGACAGCAUUUGUGAAGCCCAAAUGGAUCCCCUUCUACUGGCCAAAUUCCAUUUUUUCAUGUCGGUAUCACGAGCCUUUCAGCCAUUUCUGGCGAAAUAUCAGACGGAUGUGCCUAUGAUGCCCUUCCUUUGGGAGGACUUGGAAAAUUUGAUCCGGAAUCUCCUUAAACGCUUUAUCAAGCGAGAUGCCCUGCCUCUCACUCCGUACAAACUUGUUAGGCUUGAUAUUACGGAUCAAAAACUCUGGCUGAGUCCAAAGGAAGUGGACAUUGGAAUGGGUGCAACAGCUGUCAUCAAGGAGCUGUCAGGGGCCAAAGGCAGAGUUAGUGACCAUGGUCUGCUUCAGUUCAGAAAAGACUGCCAGAUUGUUCUUUCGAACAUCUGCAAGAAGGCGCUGGAUAAGUGCCCUCUGAAGUAUUCCAUUGUGCACAAUAUGAUGUGUUUGGACCCAAAGAAAAUGCACUCAAAGCCAGAUGACUGUCUGCAGAAGAUAAAAGCACUAAUCCAGAAGUUUGUGCAGGACAAAUAAGAAUGGAUAAGAUAAUAAGA
Messenger RNA from Carassius auratus (goldfish), 2003 nucleotides. RefSeq lists its product as uncharacterized. The record is from RefSeq and is a predicted model, not a curated record. The coding region runs from base 1225 to 1983 and encodes 252 amino acids. Lineage: Eukaryota; Metazoa; Chordata; Actinopteri; Cypriniformes; Cyprinidae. The transcript is spliced from 4 exons.